CAAAGCUCGAGCUUUCUGACAAUUGAAUCAUCGUCCAAUUCUUGCAGCUGAGGGCAAACAAUAAGAAGAUGCCAGUGUCCUCACGUUCUUCGGAAAAUGUUUCGUAUUUCGCGAGUUUCGGCGUCCAGAUCGAACAAUAGGACCCCUUGCGUCGAUCUGGCGUUACUUUUUCCGUCGUGCAGCCCAAAACGACGGGGAAAGGUUGAGGAAUCAUCUCAAAUGGCCAUGAAUACUGUCUGGUCCCUGUCCCACAGUCAAUAAAUUGUUUUGGCUUUAUCCCGAGAUAAGAUGAUGUGGAUCGAUCUCCUGGUUCAAGCCUCAAGCACUUCGUCUGGGAAUAAGGAAGGCUUGGCAGCAAUUCAUCUCGUCAUUCUUACUUAGUUGCUGUCUCCAAGUUUCCCCUCUUACAAGAAUCAUAUCCAGACGUUGAAUAUUUAACUUUCCCACCGUCAUCAGAAUGAGCGCAGCCGAACCAUCCUACUUAUAUAAACUUAUCCCAUCUACCGCCCCUGUGCGGGAGCCUCUUCCGGAUCAGCUCCCGGUCAGUGAAAUCGACCUGAAGUCUGGGUUUGUGCACCUUUCAACAGCGCUUCAAGUGCCCAACACUUUGAAAAUCUUCUUCAAAGAUGAACCUCUCGUUUAUGUGCUGAGGAUCCCGUAUGGCCGCGUAGCACGGGACAUCCGUUUUGAAGACCCCGAAGGUCGUGUUUGUGGGCCGCGGCCAGAAGAGGGCUUAUUUCCUGUAAGCCUGGGAAAUGCGGCUUCGAUUACAUCAAAAAUUAACCUAGCCUAGCAUCUUUACAAUGGUCUCAAGUUGGGUAAGGAUGAAGUGGAAAGUAUGAGCGUAUGGACCAACGAGGAAGGAUGGGACAAGCCGCUUGCUGCAGCAAAGCCAUGGCUCAGGUACUGAGGAUGGCCUUGUUUCUGCUGAUGUCGUUCAGUUUAUGUCGUGACGGCCGUGGCCGUUGUCAUGGCCUCCUUUGUAUCGUUGCUUCAGCUUAUCCAGUAUUUAGCAUCCUCAGUGUUUCGGUUUAAAGUGACCCAAUAUGAAUUGGAAAUACAUCCGUGGAAUGACAGGCUCCCGUGUACCUCUCUCAAUAUUUCUUCUGGGGCCUUACACAAAGACACUCAUGUCGCACUAUGCAUUCUGCUGACAGUAUACUUAAAUUUGCGCCCCUGUGCCUGUGGACCUCGUGCCUCGGAACAGCGACGGAAAACAGCUCGUCUCCAGACCUUUACCACCCCAUAUAACUGUUUUGUAUGAA
This is a messenger RNA of Aspergillus versicolor CBS 583.65, 1265 nucleotides long. Its product is annotated as DUF952 domain-containing protein. The record is from RefSeq and is a predicted model, not a curated record. The annotation marks the transcript as partial. NCBI's taxonomy places the organism in Eukaryota, Fungi, Ascomycota, Eurotiomycetes, Eurotiales, Aspergillaceae. The transcript has a single exon.